GGUGCCCGGAGGCAGACGUGGAGCCAUGAUAGCCUCGGUGGCGAGGGCUGUGCCUUGUCAGGUGCAGGAGGAAGCCAGGCCGGGCCGAGGCACAGCUUUACGGCAGCUCCUCUGUCCUGCCAGCCAUGCAUAGGAGGCAGAAGCAAGCAGAGCAGGCCAGGCCGCGGGGGCUGCUGAAGCCCUGGGGCAGGCUGCCCGGCAGGCUGCAGCUGCACCAGGUGGCACUGCCCACCCUGCCCGUGCCGCCGCUGCAGCAGACCCUGGACCGCUACCUGCUGGCCCUGGAGCCCAUCGUCAGCCGCGAGGAGCUGAGCCACACGCAGCAGCUGGUGGCAGAGUUCCGCAGGCCGGGGGGCGUCGGGGAGAGGCUGCAAAAGGGCCUGGAGAGGAGAGCCAAGAAAACGGAGAACUGGCUCUCAGACUGGUGGCUGAAGACAGCUUACCUGGAGUACCGCCUGCCAGUCGUGGUCCACUCCAGCCCGGGCGUGGUUUUACCCAAGCAGGACUUUCUGGAUCGCCAAGGCCAGCUCAGGUUUGCUGCCAAGCUGAUCGAGGGCAUCCUGGAUUUCAAGUCCAUGAUUGACAAUGAGACCCUGCCAGUGGAGUACAUGGGGGGGAAGCCUCUCUGCAUGAACCAGUACUACCAGAUCCUCUCCUCCUGCCGCAUCCCCGGGCCCAAGCGGGACUCCAUCGUCAACUACGCCCAGGGCAAGAGGCAGUCCAGGCACAUCGCAGUGGUGCACAACUUCCAGUUCUUUGAGCUGGAUGUCUACAACAGUGAUGGAAGUCCCCUUAGCACUGAGCAGCUCUUCAUUCAGCUGGAGAAGAUCUGGAACACCUCUCUGCAGACAAACAAGGAGCCCAUCGGGAUCCUCACCACCAACCACCGCAACAGCUGGGCAAAAGCCUACAACAACCUCCUGAAAGACAGGACCAACAAGGAGUCGGUGCGAGCCAUCGAGAGCAGCAUCUGCACCGUGUGCCUGGACGCGCCCAUGCCGCGGGUCUCCCACGACGUGUACAGCAGCCGCGUGGCCGCGCAGAUGCUGCACGGGGGGGGCAGCCACCUCAAUAGCGGCAACAGAUGGUUUGACAAGACCCUGCAGUUCAUCGUUGCUGAGGAUGGCUCCUGCGGGCUGGUCUACGAGCAUGCCCCCUCCGAGGGGCCCCCCAUUGUGGCUCUGCUGGAUCAUGUCGUGGAGUUCACGAAGAAGCCCGAGCAGGAGAGGUCAGCCCUGAGCCCUCUGCCGAUGCCCAGGAAGCUGCGGUUCAACAUCACCCCAGAAAUCAAGAAGGACAUCGAGCAGGCCAAGCAGAACCUCAACAUUCUGGUAGAAGACCUGGAUGUGAAGGUCAUGGUCUUCCACCACUUCGGGAAGGCCUUCCCCAAGUCAGAGAAGAUAAGUCCUGAUGCCUUCAUCCAGCUGGCUCUGCAGCUGGCCUACUACAGGAUGUAUGGGCACUCCUGUGCCACCUACGAGAGUGCCUCGCUGCGGAGGUUCCGCCUGGGCCGCACCGACACUAUCCGCUCGGCCUCCGCCGCCUCGCUGCGCUUCGUGCAGGCCAUGGACAGCCCUGGGCAGCCGAACUCAGGCAGCUCCCUGUGUCCCCAGGAGCAGGAGAAGACAGAGCUGCUGCGGAGAGCUGCCCAGGCCCACAGGGAGUACACGGACAUGGCCAUACAGGGCAACGCCAUCGACCGGCACCUGCUAGGGCUGAAGCUGCAGGCGAUCGAGGACCUGGUGAGCAUGCCUGAGCUCUUCAUGGACACCGCCUACGCCGUGGCCAUGCACUUCAACCUCUCCACCAGCCAGGUGCCAGCAAGGACAGACUGUGUGAUGUGCUUCGGGCCGGUGGUCCCCGAUGGCUACGGGGUCUGCUACAACCCCAUGGAGCACCACAUCAACUUUGCCAUCUCCGCCUUCAACAGCUGCGCCGACACCAACGCCGCCCGCAUGGCUCACUACCUGGAGCAGGCUCUGCUGGACAUGAGGGCCCUGCUGCAGGCCACCCCCAGGUCCAAACUCUAAGGCAGAAAUACGAUGCAGCCCGCCGGUGAGAAGGGCUACUCUCAGGCACUCAGGGGAAGCUCACCUGGGACCCUGCGGGACAUCUGCAGCUGCUUUCAGCCAGGCUCCCCCCAGUGACCGCAGGCUCUGUGGCGAGAGGCCCCUGCCAGGCUGGGGCAGGACUGGGCUGAUGCUCUCCCUGCCCCACUCAGCUCCGGGGCCUCAGAGAGGACUGGAAGCCCUGUGGAGGAGCACAGGAAACACAGUGCUGACGCUCUGCAGGCCUGGGAACCUCCCUGCUCCAGGACACUGGGAUCUCCUCCCUGUCACACUGAUGCCCUGCACACAGUCCAGCUGGCCACAGACAAGGUGCUCCUGCUGCUGGUGGUGGGCUGGGCUCUCUGUCAGGCCUGCAUCGUGCUCCUGGCCCUUGGUCUUCAGGCUCAGCAUAAAGCUCCAGACCUCCUGUCACAGCUCUUGGUAGCUUUGCCCUCCUGCACCUCACCUGCGCAGUCAGCAGGAGCCCUGCACUGGAAUUUGGAACUGAGGGAAAGAGAGAAGCUGCCUCCUGCUCAGCAGCCCCAGCCCUGCUCUUCUCCAGGCCCCCUUCACCCCGUGGGGCACUGUGGAUGCCUGCACUGGGGCAGCCUGCAGGGCCAGCCCAACCCCUCUGCUGCCUCUUGGAGCUUUUCCUCACAGCAGGGUUGCUCAGGUUUGUGCCAGCUCUGCUCUGUCAGAGGACCUGCUGAGGGUGCUCCCCUGUCGAGGCCACAGCAGCUCACACAAGCACCUAACUGCAGCACAGCAGCUUGUGCAAGCACCACUGCCAGAGGCCCUGAAGCACCCAAGCUCCUGUGUUUGGGCACAGAGGGGAGGAGGAAUUUUGGUGUCAUUCUGCAGGAGGAAUUGAACUCAGGUCCCCACCCUUCAGCAGGUGGCUGCUGAGGCAGCAGCAUGAAGCAGAGGCCUCAGGAUGCUCCUGGCUUGUUUUAGUAACAGGGCAGUGCUUGAGCCCCUGCCCAAAGCAGGGGCCAGGCCCCAGCGGCCUUGCUGAAGGCCCCUGAGAUUUGCAGAGCCUUCAGCCACCAGUGCCACAGAGGUGCCUAGGCAGGGCUGCAGACUGGUCCUCUGCUGCCUGUCUGCAGGGAGGGUUCUGGAAGGGAAGGGGCUGCUCAGGACGAGCAAAGCGCUGCUUGGCUGCAGCUCAGGAUGAGAUUGGGCUGCUCUGGAUGCCCCCAGCUGAAGGCAGCUGCAAGCAGCUGAUGACUACUCCAAGAAGGCCACAGGAGUCAUGGAGCACUUCAGACUUGUCCUAGUCCUUGGAGCUGCAGUGAGGUUCCUGGGGCUGCCUGAGGAGGGGUUGGGAAGGACUCUGACAGCCCAGCAAGGUUCUCCCUGUGCAUGUCCUGCCCUCUGCUGUCCUGGUUCACACCUCCUGCAGGCUUCUCAGUGGCAGAGCUUUUGUGUUACUCUCUCCUGUGUUCCAGCAGGAGAUGUCCAAGGUCUUAAAGGCACAUUAAGGACAAAACUUCACUCCCAGAAGAGCCACCACAUGGAACAAAUUAUCUCAGCUGCCCAGCCUGAGAGCAUUCAAGCAGCUCCUGGGCUCUGGGUGCCACGCUGGAUGCUGUGCUCCCUAGAGGGGGGGGGGGGGUCCAUGCCACGCAGAGUCUUGAAAUGCUGAAUCAGAUGAAACACAAUAAACAGAGCAGUGCUGCA
Molecule: messenger RNA, 3728 nt
Organism: Pogoniulus pusillus (Red-fronted tinkerbird)
Lineage: Eukaryota; Metazoa; Chordata; Aves; Piciformes; Lybiidae
Gene: CRAT
Product: carnitine O-acetyltransferase
Exons: 15
Coding region: 126-2030 (634 amino acids)
Biological process (GO): carnitine metabolic process, CoA-linked
Cellular component (GO): peroxisome
Molecular function (GO): carnitine O-acetyltransferase activity
Source: RefSeq, a predicted model, not a curated record